CAGAGUGUCUUCACGGCUAACGUCAGUCACGCAUUCACAUCCGCUGGAUGGCAAAAGUGCGGGCUCUAGGUACAAUUCACAAGACUGGCAAGACUGACUGGGCAAAAUGGCAGAAGUUGGCGAGGAGGGUGAUGUGGCUUUUCCAUCGUCCCUCUGUAAAUGUUCGGAAAAAAAGGGAAUUCACGUACAUUGCCAAUGUAGUAACUGCAAAGGGAAGGCAGUUGUUAGGAGAACGCAGCUAAAUCACCUAAGAUUAGAAGCUAAAAAGCGAAAGUUACCAUCCGAGAACCCAGAAGUGACCAGUUCGACCAGUUCAGACACAACUACACAAAAUCUGACUGAGCAAGUUCAACCUUAUAACAUUGGCAAGGAUCCUACUGUUGCAUCUUUUAUGUAUGUUGAGAAUCCAAGCUGUUCUUCCUUAAAUUAUGCAGAGCAACCAAUGAGUGAUAAUGAUGAUGACUCAUCAAUUAAUGAAGAUGAAGUGCAAAGAGAUGGUGAUGACUCAUCAAUUAAUGAAGAUGAAGUGCAAAGAGAUGUUAAUAUGGAUGCAAUCGUUCAUGCAAUUUUUUAUGCCCUUGAAUGUCUUGACCAAAUGAAAGGAUCACUCAAAAGCUUUGAGGACUUGUUAUAUUUUGCCCGAGCCAUGUACUGCAAAGGUGCUCAAAUAAACCCUCUUGAUGAAAAUGUUAUGAAACAGUGGCCAAAAACAUGGAAUGAAGCUAAGAAGGUGCUCUCAGAUCUAGGUUACAGUGAUGCAAAAGAAUAUUUCAUAUGCUUGAGUGAUGAGCAUCCCUGCCAGUGGGAUAUAUUGGAGAGUAAAAAUGAUGUGUGCAGACACUGUGAAAACAACCCAACCAUCCCUUAUUAUUAUUUUGGUUUAAAAGCAAAAGUUAAACUCUGGGUAUGUGACAAAUCAAUGUGUCAUAAAAUGACAGCACACUGGAGGGAAAAAGAACACUGGCUUGGAAGAGAUGAAGGGUGGCAUACAAAGAAAGAACUAUGGGAUGGUGAUCGCUUUGCUGAACUCUCAUGGUUUUUCGACAGUAAAUCAAAAUGGUGCUUACCAGUGAGAUGUAGAACAGAAGCAUGUAAGAAUAUCAUAAGUGGUGAUACUAUUGAAUCAUUGCAAGAAAGACCUGACGGUAUGAAAGAGAUAAUGUGCGAAGAAUGUCACUCUUCCUUUAUGUUCCAACCAAAGUAUACUGUUGGGGACCCAAGAAAUAUUGCAUUAAUAGCUCACUGGGAUGGUUUUCAACCAUUUGGAUCAAAUAGAAGAAGUGCAGGUGCAAUUGAAGUAGCAAUAGCAACAAUGUCUAAGCUUGAUCGUGCAAAUACACAAGRGRUYUAURCAGYCGGUUUURUUCCUUCCUACCUUUUGCCUGACAAGAGAGCCAAUUCAUUAGAUCCCUUCCUUGAUCCCCUGGUUACAGAUUUGGAAAAUGGGUUCAUUGAAGGUGAAUACCUUGCAGCACAAAAACAUUAUUAUUAUCCUGGCUUCAGAAAGAACUACCGAUUUCCUAUAGAAAAAAGAGAAAUCAUGGAAGAAUUACCUGCAAUGGAGGAGAUAGAACAGGAGGAGAGAGUAACUGUAGCUGGGACCAGRUCAAGAGAAAGUGGAUUCACAGGAUUAUCUCAGUUACACCGUUUAUAUCCAYUUUACAAAUUUGAUGUCCUCCAGGAUUUGGUAUUUGAUGUUAUGCACCUGGUACCUCUUAACCUGGUCAAGAGACGGCUAGAGUACUUACAAAUUUAUUGGUUGAUGAAAAGGAUCUUCAAACAAACUUAG
Exaiptasia diaphana is the source of this 1789-nucleotide messenger RNA. RefSeq lists its product as uncharacterized. The record is from RefSeq and is a predicted model, not a curated record. NCBI's taxonomy places the organism in Eukaryota, Metazoa, Cnidaria, Anthozoa, Actiniaria, Aiptasiidae. Bases 107 to 1789 code for a protein of 560 amino acids. The transcript is spliced from 5 exons.